AAAGAAAACAUAAUUCUUAUUCAACUUUUGGCCAGGAUCCGAAAGCGACUAGCGUUUACACUCACAAAAAUGCAGAAGUUAGCUUUACUACUGAUAAAUAUCUUGAUUUAAAAAGAAAUCCGAAUUUCAGUGAACUUACACAAGAAGACAUUACAUUCUUUCAAUCAAUUUUACCUUCUAAUAGUAUAAUAGUAGGUAAUGAAGAUGAUUUAUUGCCAUAUAACAUUGAUUGGAUGAGAAAAUAUCGAGGAAAGUCAAAAUUGAUUGCUAAACCAAGAACAACCAAACAAAUUUCGGAAAUACUUAAAUACUGUAACGAUAGGAGAUUGGCUGUUGUACCUCAAGGGGGAAAUACUGGUCUUGUUGGUGGUGGCGUGCCGGUGUUUGACGAAAUUGUAAUUAGUAUUAAUAAUUUGAAUAAAAUUAGAUCUUUUGAUCAUUUAUCUGGAUCACUUGUAUGCGAUGGUGGUUGUAUUCUUGAAAAUCUUGAUAACUAUCUUGCCGAAAAAGGAUUUAUGAUGCCUUUAGAUUUGGGAGCUAAAGGAAGUUGUCAAAUAGGUGGAAAUGUUGCUACCAAUGCAGGUGGAUUAAGAUUAUUACGAUACGGUUCUCUUCACGGAUCUGUAUUGGGAUUAGAAGUGGUUCUUCCUGAUGGGACAGUUUUAGACAAUCUUGUAACUCUUCGAAAAGAUAAUACUGGUUACGAUAUAAAGCAACUUUUCAUUGGUUCAGAAGGUACUUUAGGGAUAAUUACUGGCGUUUCAAUUCAAACUCCACGAAAACCAAAAGCAGUGAACGUUGUAUUACUUGGAUUAAAUUCUUUCGAAAAGGUUCAAGAAACAUUUAUUAGAGCUAAAGAUGAUUUAACAGAAAUCCUUUCUGCUUUCGAAUUUUGGGAUGCUAAUUCUGUUGAAUUGAUCCAAGCUCAUAUAGUUCAAGGAUCAAAGUUUCCUUUAAAUACCAAUUAUCCAUUUUAUAUAUUAAUUGAAGUUAGUGGGUCAAAUAAAGUUCACAAUGAUGAGAAAUUAUCUAAUUUCUUGGAAGAUAUAUUAGAAAAGCAAACUGUGGAAGAUGGUGUUGUGGCUCAAGAUGAAACACAAGCUAAAGUGAUAUGGGCAAUACGUGAAGGAAUACCUGAAGCUUGUAGUAAAUCUGGAGCAGUGUAUAAAUAUGAUGUAUCCAUGCCACUAGAAUAUAUGUAUAAGUUAGUGGAGGAUUUAAGACUUAAAUUAAUGGAUGCUGGUAUAUAUGGUAAAGAUUUACCUAUAAAUCAUGUAAUUGGGUUUGGUCACAUUGGAGAUGAGCCUUGGAUUUAUGAAUGGACAGAGAAACAUAAUGGAUCUAUAUCCGCAGAACAUGGUCUUGGUUUAAUGAAAGCGAAAUAUCUGCGAUAUUCAAAAUCCUCGUCAAUGAUUAAUAUUAUGAAAAAAAUGAAAAAAGAAUUAGAUCCUAAUGGCAUCAUGAAUCCGUAUAAAUUUUUAAUCGAUUAA
Molecule: messenger RNA, 1490 nt
Organism: Diversispora eburnea
Lineage: Eukaryota; Fungi; Glomeromycota; Glomeromycetes; Diversisporales; Diversisporaceae
Source: the annotation of a GenBank genome assembly